UCCACAGGCGUUCCCGGCAACUCAGAGAGGGAUGUGGGGCUAUUUGUACACUCGACGACCAGAGCGCAACUACAGAAGAUGCUGUUGGAGAACGGCGCACGGCAAAGCUUCUUCGACAAUUCGUUCUCACCCGGUCACUCGGCCACCGAGCUGGUGCAAACCCCAGCCACCGCGCAACCCCGCGCAAAAGUUCGGAUAACGCCCACUAUUAUAGUCACUAUAAGCGAAGAUGUGGAGGUGGACCUAGCCGGCAGCGAUACAGGCGAUAUAUCGAAACCGGUGCCAGAUAAGGAAGUGCAGGCUGGAAGUUCACCAGACGUACCGAGGUCAUGUGCGAGCUGUGAGAAGGAAGGGGAAACGAAUUGUGACUGCAAAUUACCGUGUGUAGAAAAAGCACACAGCGGAGGUAAUGCGGUCACGGGUGAAGUUGUCGCUCCCUUGCCGUUUAAAGAGGCAUUCCGACAAAAGUCUAAAUACAUAG
Messenger RNA from Sphaeroforma arctica JP610, 481 nucleotides. RefSeq lists its product as hypothetical. The record is from RefSeq and is a predicted model, not a curated record. The annotation marks the transcript as partial. The transcript has 2 exons. Lineage: Eukaryota; Ichthyosporea; Ichthyophonida.